This is a messenger RNA of Rhododendron vialii, 2894 nucleotides long. Its product is annotated as MDIS1-interacting receptor like kinase 2-like. Lineage: Eukaryota; Viridiplantae; Streptophyta; Magnoliopsida; Ericales; Ericaceae. Gene Ontology annotation, biological process: protein phosphorylation. The coding region runs from base 52 to 2760 and encodes 902 amino acids. The transcript has 3 exons. Gene Ontology annotation, molecular function: protein binding; protein kinase activity; ATP binding. The record is from RefSeq and is a predicted model, not a curated record.
AUCCAAUGCUCUAAUAUUUUUGCUGCAAACAAACCACACGUACUUUAAACUAUGAGUAAUAAUAGCAUAUCCUCUUCUGUUUAUUCUGUUAUGCUCCUAGCAAUAUUAAGCAUGGCAGCUAGUAUUAGCAUAUUCUCGGUUCCAUCAUCCGCAAAAUUAUCAUCAUCAUCGUCCUUUUCAUCUUUGGCAGAGGCGCAAGCUCUGCUCAAUAGUGGUUGGUGGGGGAACUUUUCUUCAACAAAUCAUUGCGACUUGGAGGGCAUCGAAUGCAAUGGCGCAGGAAGUGUCAUUCGGAUGGAAGCUCUUAAUUUGUAUUAUAAAAAUCUUGCAAACAUGAGUUGGUCUUCCUUGCCAAAUCUUGAAUAUCUUUGUCUCAGUUACUCAGGCUUAAUUGGGGGAAUUCCAGGUGAAAUCGGUACUCUCUCCAAGCUCACCCACCUUGACCUUUCUUUCAACCCCGGUCUUCAAGGUGUUCUACCCCCUACCCUGGGAAAUCUCACCCAAUUAGUCAACCUCAACUUAGCAGCGGCGAAUUUUGAAGGUCCAAUCCCUUCAUCAAUUGGAAAUUUGAGAACGUUGAUCCAGUUGGAUCUCAGUUCGAAUAAUCUCAUUGGUUCCAUCCCUCCAGAAAUAGGGAACCUAGAGAAUUUGUUCGAGCUGAAUUUGUGUUGCAACAGCCUUCGAGGUCCAAUCCCUUCAUCUAUUGGAAAUUCGAGAACCUUGAUCCAUUUGAAUUUCAAGUCAAAUAAUCUCACCGGCUCCAUCCCUCCUGAAAUAGGAAACCUAAAGAAUUUGUCCAAGCUGGAUUUGAGUUCCAACAACCUUCGAGGUCCAAUCCCUUCAUCGAUUGGAAAUUUGAGAACCUUGAUCUAUAUGGAUCUCAAUUCAAAUAAUCUCAACGGCUCCGUCCCUCCUGAAAUAGGGAACCUAAAGAAUUUGGUCGAGAUGAAUUUGGGUUUAAAUUACCUUCAAGGUACAACCCCUUCAUCUAUUUAUUAUUUGUCUCGUCUGAGGAGGUUGUAUCUCCAUUCAAAUCAACUCAAUGGUUCCAUCCCUCAUGAAAUAGGUAACCUAGAGAAUUUGGUUGAGUUGGAUUUGCAUGCCAACAACCUUCGUGGUCCAAUCCCUUCAUCGAUUGGAAAUUUGCGUGCUCUUACCUAUUUAUCUCUUCAUUCAAAUCAACUCAGUGGUCCAAUACCGGAGUCCAUUAGUAAUUUAUUUUCUCUCAUAGAACUCCAAUUGGGCAGUAAUCUACUUGAAGGGGAAAUACCAGAAACUCUCGGACGAUUGAAACAAUUGAAAGUGCUGGAUCUAUCCAACAACAGACUUACGGGGAUCAUUCCAGACUCUCUCGUUGGUAUGGGAAGCUUGUACAAGCUGGUGCUUUCCAAUAACCUGCUUUCUGGAUCGAUUCCCCGUCUCCCUCCACGUGUCUCGGUUGACACAGCCGGAAACACGGAUCUUGUGGACCCCACAAAACCGAGCCCAACUCACAAGACGAAAAAUACUCUCUCUGCCCCUCUUGUUGCAGUCAUUGGUGUUAGUACCACUUUUGCUAUUUCCAUAGGAGCCUUCGUUGGUCUAUGGAUUUACAAGAAGGAUGCGCAGAUCCAAUCCGUGGAACAAUUUUCUCAGCCUCAGGUCACUACGGGAAAUAUUUCGACCCCAAAUGACGUUCACAGAUCCAACAUUGAUGGGCUUGUUGCGUGGUUUUGUUUCCGUAAGACCCAAAACAUCCAAAGUGAGGUAAGGGCAACGAACCACGGGGAUAUUUUCUCCAUAUGGAAUUACGAUGGAAGAAUUGCAUAUGAAGACAUCAUCAAAGCAACAAAUGACUUCGACAUCAAAUAUUGCAUUGGAACGGGCGGAUAUGGCAGCGUCUACAGAGUUCAGUUACCAAGUGGCAAAGUAGUUGCCUUAAAGAAACUUCAUCGGUUGGAAGCACAAGACCCUGCUUUCGUCCAUUGUUUCAAGAAUGAGGUCCAAGUGUUGACUAAUGUACGACACAGAAACAUCGUGAAACUUUACGGAUUUUGUUUGCACAAUAGAUGCAUGUUCUUGGUGUACGAGUACAUGGAAAAAGGAAGCUUAUUUUGCACCUUGAGAUUUGAUGUCGAAGCUUCUGAAAUUGGAUGGACUCAAAGGGUAAAAAUUGUUGAAGCAAUGGCACAUGCUUUAUCCUACUUGCAUCACGAUUGCACCUCGCCAAUUGUUCAUCGGGACAUAUCGAGCAACAACAUUCUGUUGAACUCUCAACUAGAGGCUUUUGUUGCUGACUUUGGAACUGCCAGACUGUUGCAUCCCGAUUCAUCCAACCGAACCAUUAUUGCGGGCACUUACGGAUAUAUUGCACCAGAACUUGCCUAUACCAUGGUUGUGACUAAAAAGUGCGAUGUUUAUAGUUUUGGAGUCGUAGCACUAGAAACGAUCAUGGGAAGACAUCCAGGAGAUCUACUAUCGUCCUUAACGUCGCCUCCUAGCCAUAACAUGAUGAUAACCGAUAUCCUAGAUUCGCGCCUUCUGCCUCCAACUAAUCCAAUAGUUGCGGGGAACAUCGUUCUAGUUGCUACAAUGGCAUUUGCAUGUUUACAUCCCAAUCCCAAGUCCCGACCAUCGAUGCUACGCCUGUCUCAAGAGUUUCUUUCUCGUCGGAAGGCUCUGGCUACACCCCUUCGUACAGUAUCAUUGUGGAAUCUGUGGAAUCGGAAAAUGGAGUUUGUCAACCAAUCAAAUGAGCAAGUGAUCAGUGCCCAAGUUUGAAAAGCGUAUCACAUCCUUUUCUGGCACUUAGUUGUUUUGAUUAUUGUGAAUUUAUUUUAAGAGAAGCUAUAAGGACCGGACCAUUCCUGGUUUGAGUCGGUGAAUCAAACACGUACUGCCUUAUGGUUUAUGGU